Molecule: messenger RNA, 447 nt
Organism: Penicillium digitatum Pd1
Lineage: Eukaryota; Fungi; Ascomycota; Eurotiomycetes; Eurotiales; Aspergillaceae
Source: RefSeq, a predicted model, not a curated record
AUGAGGGCUUUAAUCUCACCCCCAUUUCGGCCUUUCCAGACGCGUUUACUGCUUUCUCAUCUUCAUUCCACUUCCACCAAAGCCAGACAAACUCAGCAUGACCAAAAUCAAAUUCGCGGCUUUUUCUGCACAGCUGUUAUGAUGUCUCACUCUCCCAAAGAUGGCGAUUCUUCGCAUCACCUUUAUGAGCCCAUCGAAGGAGCGGAAAAACUGGAAAGCUAUCGCGUGGGAGGUUAUCACUCUAUGACUAUCGGUGAUCAUCUUCACAAUCGCUAUCAAGUGGUUCAAAAACUUGGUCACGGUACGUAUUCGAUGAUCUGGCUAGCCCGAGAUCAAAAGAUGGCAAAUAUGUCGCUAUCAAAGUGUGUACUGCGGAUUCGAACCCACUUGAAUUCAACGUCCUUUCGGAACUUUCUAACUCGCAACAAAGUUCAAGCAAUAGCCUAG